AACAUGUUCACUUCCACUCCAAUUUAUACUGGGGAAAUGAAAGUAUAAGGCGCAUGAUGAAGAUGUAGGCGCGUGCUUGAAACUACAGUCUUGUAUCUUAUGUCUCGUCUACUCCUGCCCCGUGUUGCUCACUUUGUCAUUAGUAUCCGUUACAUGCCCCUGUCCCCUCUCUCCAGCCGACCUGUUGGCGGUGACUCUUCAUUAGAGAGCAGCAGUUUGAGCAGAAUUGCCGUCGGAUCUGCCAAUCGGACGGUAAUUGGAGCUGAGAGGAGGAAGUGGUGAGGUGCGACAGUCGCUGGCGGGACGUCGCGGGGCCAGGAGGAAUGAGAGAGCACUGCCAGACAGUAAAUGUCCAGUUAGACAAGGCCGGCCCUUUGGGAAGCUUCGAGCGAUUGCGGGACGGUGGCAGCAACUCGUGAGAGCAGCGCCGGACAAUGGGGAGCAGGGACAAGUACCACUGGCAGAGCCACAAUGUCAAGCAGAGUGGCGUGGACGACAUGGUACUUCUGUCUAAGAUCACGGAGGAUGCUAUCGUGGAGAAUCUUAAGAAACGCUACUUGGAUGACUAUAUCUUUACCUACAUCGGUACAGUGCUCAUCUCAAUCAAUCCUUUCAAACAGAUGCCUUACUUCACCGACAGAGAAGUUGAAAUUUAUCAAGGAGCUGCUCAGUAUGAAAAUCCGCCUCAUAUUUACGCUCUUACAGACAAUAUGUACAGGAACAUGUUGAUCGAUGCAGAGAACCAGUGUGUUAUAAUCAGUGGUGAGAGUGGAGCUGGAAAAACAGUGGCUGCAAAAUAUAUCAUGGGUUACGUCUCCAAAGUAUCAGGAGGAGGAUCGAAGGUUCAGCACGUAAAAGAUAUCAUCCUACAGUCAAACCCUCUACUUGAAGCCUUUGGAAAUGCUAAGACCGUACGAAACAACAACUCCAGUCGAUUUGGAAAAUACGUUGAAAUUCAGUUCAGUCGUGGUGGUGAGCCGGAUGGUGGAAAGAUUUCAAACUUUCUUCUGGAGAAAUCCCGGGUUGUUAAUCAGAAUGAGAAUGAGAGGAAUUUCCACAUCUACUACCAGCUGCUGGAAGGUGCGUCCCGGGAGCAGAUUGAAAACCUGGGCAUUGCUGAUGCUAUGUAUUACUUCUACUUAAACCAGUCAGGGACUUACAAGGUGGAUGGAACAGAUGACAAGAAAGAGUUUGCGGAAACAAUGAAUGCCAUGCAGGUCAUCGGUAUUCCAUCCGAGGUUCAAGUCAUUGUGCUGCACAUUGUUGCUGGAAUUCUGCACCUCGGGAACAUCAGUUUUAUGGAAGUUGGGAAUUAUGCAGAAGUGGAGAACGAAGCUCACUUGGCCUUCCCGGCAUUCCUACUGGGAAUUAACGAGAUGAAACUGAGAGAGAAGGUGACGAGUAGAAAGAUGGACAGCAAAUGGGGAGGCAAGACGGAGUCCAUCAACAUGACCCUGAAUGUGCAGCAGGCCGGAUAUACCCGAGAUGCCUUGGCUAAAGCUCUCUAUGCUCGACUCUUUGACUAUCUGGUGGAUGCUGUCAACAAAGCUAUGCAGAAACCCCAGCAGGAAUACAGUAUAGGAGUGCUGGACAUUUACGGCUUUGAAAUUUUCCAGAGAAAUGGAUUUGAACAGUUCUGCAUUAAUUUUGUAAAUGAGAAGCUUCAGCAGAUUUUCAUUGAAUUAACUCUGAAAGCUGAACAGGAAGAAUAUGUACAGGAGGGGAUAAAGUGGACCCCCAUUGAGUACUUCAAUAACAAAGUUGUCUGUGAUCUUAUCGAAAACAAGAGUCCGCCUGGAAUUAUGUGCGUCCUGGAUGAUGUCUGUGCCACGAUGCACGCCACGGGAGAGGGGGCCGACUCCACGUUACUGCAGAAGCUCCAGGCCGCGGUGGGAGGUCACAAUCACUUCAACAGCUAUAACCAAGGGUUCAUAAUCCACCACUACGCUGGGAAGGUAUCCUAUGAUGUAAACGGAUGUUGUGAGCGCAACAGAGAUGUCCUCUUCACCGACUUGAUCGAGCUGAUGCAGAGCAGUGAACACCGUUUCAUUCAAUCGCUGUUUCCAGAUAAUCUACAAAAUGAGAAGAAAGGCAGACCCACCACAGCAAGCACAAAGAUCAAGAAACAAGCAAAUGACCUGGUAAGCAGGUUAAUGAAGUGUACUCCACAUUACAUCCGUUGUAUAAAACCCAACGAGACCAAGAAACCAAGGGACUGGGAGGAGAGCAGGGCAAAACAUCAAGUUGAAUACCUGGGACUGAAGGAGAAUAUUCGAGUGCGGAGAGCUGGAUUUGCCUUCAGAAGGGCUUUCCCAAAAUUCAUACAGAGGUAUGCCAUCCUCACACCAGAGACCUGGCCCCGUUGGAGUGGCGAUGAACGUCAAGGUACUCAACAUUUGCUGCGUUCUGUCAACAUGGACUCCGACCAGUACCAGAUGGGCCAAAGUAAAAUAUUCAUCAAGAACCCAGAAUCACUUUUCCUUUUGGAGGAAAUGAGAGAACGGAAGUUUGAUAGAUUCGCUCGGGUCAUCCAGAAAGCAUGGAGGAAGUACAUAGCAUGGAGAAAGUAUGAAGAGAUGAGAGAAGAAGCCUCCAGCAUCCUUUACAACUUCAAAGAGAGACGGCGGAACAGUAUUAACCGAAACUUUGUCGGUGACUACCUCGGCAUUGAAGACAGACCAGAACUGCAGCAGUUCCUUGGCAAACGGGAAAGAGUCGAUUUUGCAGACUCUGUCACUAAAUUUGAUCGAAGAUUUAAGGGAAUAAAGCGUGACCUUAUAUUAUCUCCUAAAUAUAUUUAUCUAAUUGGUCGAGAAAAAGUCAAGAAAGGACCUGAAAAGGGUCAAAUCAAGGAGAUCCUGAAGAGGAAGAUUGAUAUCCAGAACAUCACUGGUGUGUCAUUGAGCACCAAGCAAGAUGACUUCAUUGUCCUGCACGAACCAGAGUACGACAGCCUCCUGGAGUCCAUUUUUAAGACUGAGCUCCUCAGUCUCCUGUGCAAGCGAACUGAAGAGCUCACUCAUCAAAAAUUAAAGCUCAAUUUUUCUGACACCAUACAAUUCAAAAUCAAGAAGGAAGGGUGGGGAGGAGGUGGCUCUCGAAACAUUGUCUUCAGCAGAGGCCAGGGAGAGCUGGUAACAAUGAAACCUGUUGGAAAGGCGCUUACCAUUACUAUUGGAGACGGACUACCCAAGAAUUCCAAGCCAACGAAGAAAGGUGUUCCACAGAACCGAGGGUUUGGGAAAAUCUCUCCUGCCAGGGCUGCUCCCCCAGCACCAUCAGGACGGUGCGGUAAUGGUGCACCUCGAUUCUCACGCGACUCUCAGAUGAGUCGGGAACAAAUGUAUUCCAGGCCCAUGAAAAACUUGGCAAAGUCACGAAUCGGUUUGGAAAUGCCUUCGCUGCCAAAACAAGGCGCUACAACCAAAGCAAGAAAGUCCGUAAACAUCAAUGCUAACAUGGAGUUCAUGAAGGUACCUGAUGAAGGAGUUGCAGGAAUCCAAAGAAGACGCAGCAUAUCUCAAAGACCCCUGCCAGCAGUGGGGCGCCCUAAACCACAGCCGCGGACCCCCAAGUGUCGGGCACUUUAUCAGUACACUGGUCAGGACAUGGAUGAACUCAGCUUUGAUGUCAAUGAUGUCAUGGAUCUCCUAUUGGAAGAUCCAUCGGGAUGGUGGAAGGGCCGUUUACGUGGAAAAGAAGGACUUUUUCCAGGAAACUAUGUGGAGAAGAUUUGAACUGUCCCAGGUCUGGGCUCAAAUAGUACUGUACUGAUCAUCAGAAGCUCAAGUGUACUGAUCGGACAUGGACAUCAGAAUGUCCACAUGUGGGACAACCCACCAUUACAUAAGUUUCUGUUUCAAUGUACAAUCUCGCCACAUUUUCCAAUUAGAGUUGUUUAGAGGUCUGCUAAAACUGGGAUUCAGUGGUCACAUUUCAGAUCUGCUUUAAUAACUAAACUGGCGACGGCAAUGAAGAAAUGUUUUUGACCAAAGGUUUAUUUUAUUACCAUUCAAUCCAGAUGGGUUUUAUAAUUUUCAUAAAAAGCAAAGCUU
Messenger RNA from Amblyraja radiata (thorny skate), 4055 nucleotides. RefSeq names its product unconventional myosin-If-like. Lineage: Eukaryota; Metazoa; Chordata; Chondrichthyes; Rajiformes; Rajidae. Gene Ontology annotation, biological process: endocytosis; actin filament organization. The record is from RefSeq and is a predicted model, not a curated record. Gene Ontology annotation, cellular component: cytoplasm; actin cytoskeleton; microvillus. The coding region runs from base 435 to 3737 and encodes 1100 amino acids. Gene Ontology annotation, molecular function: ATP binding; actin filament binding; microfilament motor activity. The transcript is spliced from 29 exons.